Molecule: messenger RNA, 1287 nt
Organism: Penicillium cosmopolitanum
Lineage: Eukaryota; Fungi; Ascomycota; Eurotiomycetes; Eurotiales; Aspergillaceae
Gene: hmgA
Product: putative homogentisate 1,2-dioxygenase (HmgA)
Exons: 4
Coding region: 1-1287 (428 amino acids)
Biological process (GO): L-phenylalanine catabolic process
Cellular component (GO): cytoplasm
Molecular function (GO): homogentisate 1,2-dioxygenase activity
Source: RefSeq, a predicted model, not a curated record
AUGCCCGUCACUAACUUCUCCCACCCUGAUCCUUACUCUUACCAGAAUGGCUUCGGCUCGUAUCACGAGACCGAGGCCGUCGAAGGUGCUCUCCCCAUCGGGCAGAACUCGCCCCAAAAGGUGGCUCACGACCUGGGUUUACCGUAUUCUCCCGCGGCCGCCCAUGAAAAGUUCCACGCUGAAGAUGCCGAUUCCUACCACACUCGCAUGACUACCGAGACACAUAAGCUCCACCACAUUCCCAACCAGCUACGAUGGAAUCCAUUCGACUUUGAUGAGAAGGUAGACUGGGUACAUGGCUUGCACCUAGUCGCCGGGUCGGGCGACCCUACGAUGAAGCAAGGUUUGGGCAUUUUGCUCUACGCAGCUGGCAAGGACAUGGGCAAGGAGGCCUUCUACUCCGCAGAUGGAGACUUCCUGAUCGUUCCUCAGCACGGAGUUCUAGAUAUUCAGACUGAGCUCGGUCGCAUAAUUCUACGCCCAAAUGAAAUUGCUGUCAUCCCCCGCGGCGUUCGAUACCGUGUAACCCUCCCCGACGGCCCGGUGCGAGGCUACAUCUGCGAGCUAUACCAAGGUCACUACGAGCUCCCUGAGCUGGGUCCUAUUGGGUCGAACUGCUUGGCCAAUGCCCGGGACUUCCAGGCCCCUGUUGCGGACUUUGACGACGAGGAAGAACCUACCGAGUAUAAGUUGUUCAGCAAGUUCAACAACACCCUCUUCUCCGCUCGUCAAAAGCACACCCCCUUUGACGUCGUCGCCUGGCACGGAAAUUACUACCCAUACAAGUAUGACCUGGGACGUUUCAACACCAUCGGAUCGAUCUCCUUUGAUCACCCUGACCCCUCCAUCUUCACCGUCUUGACUGGUCCUUCAGACCAUGUCGGCACUGCUAUUGCCGACUUUGUGAUCUUCCCACCUCGUUGGCUAGUCCAAGAGAACACUUUCCGACCCCCGUGGUAUCACCGUAACACUAUGUCUGAGUUCAUGGGUCUGAUUAUGGGUGACUAUGAUGCAAAGACUGGUGGUGGCUUCCGACCUGCCGGUGCCAGCUUGCACAAUGUAAUGAGUGCUCACGGUCCAGACUCGUCUGCCUUUGAGGGAGCCAGCAAUGCUGAGCUCAAGCCUAACAAGGUUGGAGAUGGAAGUAUGGCGUUUAUGUUUGAGAGCUCGUUGAUGGUCGGUGUCUCGGAAUGGGGUCUGAAGACCUGCGAGAAGAUACAGGAAGAGUACAAUGACCAUAGCUGGACGCCUCUGAAGCGCCACUUCAAAAACCCAAACAAGAAGUAA